UGAGAGUGGUUUCAGGUCCAGCCCAAGUUCCAGUUGCUCCAGUAAAUGAUGUCUCGCAGUCUACAGAAGGCUUCAAAGGAAAGUGAAUCGCCUCUGCAUCUUCUAAUCUUAGGGACGUCGAACAUCAAGAUGAAGCAAGUUCCCUGUGAUUUUAUAUAUUCAUACAAAGUUCAAGCUUUGGAGCAAGCCUAAGCUUCGUAGAAAGUGCAAAUUUGGCAUAAGCUGGAACUCCACAGUGGUUAGUCUUAGCAGUCAUGACCACAAAAUAGGGUCAGGCUUCACAGCAAGUUGAAGGACCGCUCUUGCAGAUUGCAGACCUGUUGCAAAGUCAUUUUACACACUCUCAAGCUCUAUAACAAGCUCUAUAACAAUCUUAUACUGUACACCGUGGUUGAUCGUUGUUAAAAGGUUGAACCCCCUGCUGCAAAAUGGCAAGUUCUAGCAUACAGGGAAGACGCAUUCUAGAAUCUGAGGCAAGGAACUUUCACCUCCGCCUCGUUUGCACUGUUUUGGAACCCUCACGGCGACCUCUGAUGUGUAUUUUCAAAGAAAUGACAAAAGGGAAAUUGCCAAAGGAAAACUUUAUAGAAUAUUUGGAGAGGAUUAAGAAGAAACCCAAGGGGAAAACAUUCAACAAGACACAAGAGAAGACAAUUAAAAGUGAUGUAUCCUGCAAUUCCUUUGAUAUUACUCUCUUGUUUUUUAUAAUUCAAGAAUAUUGUGAUAAAGUUGAAGACAAAAAUAAAUCAGUCUGGACAACUCAAGCUGACACUCUAGAGUACAAUAUUAAAUCAAUCAAAGACAACAGGAAUGAUGUAAUGCAUGAGAUUUCGGGUCUUGGGAAGAGAGAGUUUGACGACAGAGUGCGUUCACUGCAAGAGCUCCUCAAAAACACAUGGAAGAAGAUUGAAGACACAUUUGGCACUGAUACACAACAGGAGGUCUUGGAUAUGGAAAAAGAUUUAAAGAUAAUCCAGGAAGCACCCUUUGAGGACUUGCGUGUUUAUUUCAGAGAGCUGCAAGCUUUGAUGGACAAUGAAGGAGUUGCAAGAAUGAAAGAACAAUACAAGGACUACCUUUCGGAAGCUCCUGAUGUUCACCUACUGGAGGAUAGUCUAGGGACACGUAAACAGACGAAGAUAUUAGACGUCUUCACAGAAAUGCAGAUGAUUUAUAACCAGAAGAUAGAGAAGAUAGAGUUUAGAGACUGGCUUACAGUACUAGGUGAACGAACCAAAAAGAAUAAUAAGAGCAAAUUCAUCCUUGUUGAAGGCGUGGCCGGUGUUGGGAAGACAACUCUAACUAGGAAGAUUGUUCUUGACUGGUCGGAUGGGAACAACACAAUGGACCAGCUACUUGAUUAUGAGUUGCUAAUAUACAUGCAGUUUCGGGAGCGACACAUUAAAUCUUUGCCCGCACUGUUCUUGUCUGUAAUGCCAACUAUGAAAGGCCAAGUGGACCCAGAAUAUUUGAAGCUACUAAUUGAAGGCAAAAACAUCAUAUUCAUAUGCGAUGGUCUGGAUGAAAAAAAUGAUGAAUCUCAGCUACUUUUCAAGGAUAUUCUCCAAUAUGGGGAAAAAAUGCCAAUUACUGUAAUGUGUACCACACGCCCAGAGGAAAUUGACAGACUCGAUAUAAGUAGUGAAUAUGCUUGCCUACGUAUUAAAGUAGUAGGAAUUUCUGAAGAAAAUAGGAGUGAUUUCAUAACUAAAUACUUUAAAGCACGAGGACAUGGUAGAGAUCCCAAGGAUCUAGUUAAUUACUUGAAUAAAACAGCAGUCCGCCUUCAGGAGCACUGGAGGUUCCCAUACAACCUCAUGUGUCUUGCCAUGUUGUGGAUUCUCUCACCAACGAGGAUCAACACCUUGACAACAGCAACAGAGCUGUUUGAGGCUACUCUGGACGAAAUUAUAAAGAAACUGAACAGCAGGCAACCUGGCAAAGACAUACCACCUGAGGACAUGGAAGACAUAAUGGAAACACUAUUCCAUGUGGCUCUCAUUAACCAUAGAGCUGGUGUCGUAAUGCUACCUCCUGGUUCACUGCAGAUACUGAGGAACGAAUGUGGUCGCAUGAAACUAUACUGGGAGAACAUAGCGAGUACUUUCCUCAUCCAAACUGUUUCAUGGUCAGAAAGGAAAGAUUCUCAUUUUAGUUUCCCACACAAAGGUUUGCAGGAUUUUUAUGCGGCCAAAAGUAUCCUAAAGAAAUUCCAGGCAAACUCACCAGAUAAGGAAAAGGUAUUAUCUGGCUUUAAGAAACUUCUCAUAGAAAAUGGCUAUCUGUCAGAUCGCAGACACUUUAUUCUUAGCAAAGUAGAUGGACUACUGGACCCUGAAAACCCCAAGACCAUUCGUGAGGUCUUGCUUGAGAGAGAAGAAAGUUCCUCUAGCUCUAAUGUGGAAGACCUUGUCAGAAGGUCACAGAAUGUUCUCACUCAUUUGGUAGGCAUUCUGCAUUAUAGAAGUAAAGCCAUUGCAGCAGAACGAGCAGAAGAGUUAGUCCAGCUGCUUAAAGACUGUGGAAUAACAAGUGAAACGCAGUGGCUGGAUCUCCUAGAACUGACAAGAUGCGAUGGCACACUGUGUAGGCUGAUUGCCCCUCAAAUUUUACAAAGUGAGAGCAUCAGAGUCGAGGACUCCCGCGUACAGGCUUACACUUCAAUACUCCCUCACUGCACUGACGUUGCCGAAAUUACUGUGAAGAUUAACAAUGACCCACAGGACAUUCCUUGUUUGAAAGAGCUCCUAAGAAUCAUUGCUGGAAAGCAGUGGGAGUUAAAUCUGUUAUUUUCUCAUGAAUAUAAACACCCGAAGCCUGAUGGCAGCAGUAUUGAGAAAGAUAUACAACAGUUCAGCAGGUGUAAGAUGAACAUGAUCCAAGGCCAGCUGAGCUCCUCCUCCCUCGCGUCGCUGCCCAAGUGUCUGACGGAACUCUCUAUCUCGGUGGCUACCACAGAACAAUACAUGGAUAUUAGGCCUUUUCUCUCAGAGCUGGAUAGGCAACUUCCAUACUUGAAGAAAUUUCGUUUACAUUUACCUGCAGAAUUCACGGACAAGGAGAAGCUCCAGGCACUUCCACAGAAGGAAAUGCUGGUAUUGUCCCUGCAAAUCGACAUAGUUCAAGAACAAAGCCUUAAAUGGGCUAGUGAAGCAGCCAGCAAAUUGCAGCCUGAAGCUGGCCAGCUGGGCGUGUUGCUCCUGCACCGGGUGGGCGGUAUAGCGGACAAGGCGAUCGAGGCGCUGAAGCAGGAGGGCGUGCGGGUGGCCAGGCUGGAGGUCACGCCCCGGCCCAACGACGAGAAGCGCCUCAAGAAGAAGGCCAAGAAGAUGCUCGGCUGCGAAUUCGUCCCGUGGACGCCAGCUUAUGAGGGUGAUAUAAAGCCGAGUCAUAUACAUCUGAGAGAGAGUCUGUGAAAGAGAGAGAGAGAGAGAGAGUGAACGAUAGUGAGAGAGAGAGAGAGAGAGAGAGAGAGAGAGAGAGAGAGAGAGAGAGAGAGAGAGAGAGAGAGAGAGAGAGAG
Penaeus chinensis is the source of this 3521-nucleotide messenger RNA. RefSeq lists its product as uncharacterized. The transcript is spliced from 5 exons. Bases 429 to 3416 code for a protein of 995 amino acids. The record is from RefSeq and is a predicted model, not a curated record. Lineage: Eukaryota; Metazoa; Arthropoda; Malacostraca; Decapoda; Penaeidae.